AUGGCCAAGUUCAAAGCUAUUUGUGGGGGCAGGUACCCUGUGCCUGCAGCCCUGCCGCAGGCUGUAUCUGUGGGGAAGGGGCACAGGUGCCCCACUGCCACCUGCAAACCACUGCUGAGGGUGCUGUGCAGCCGGCGGAUCUGGAGCAGGGUGUCUGUGCUUGCCCACACGCCCCAAGACCUGCCCGGCGAGGGUCACCCGGGAAGUGGGCUCCAUCCCCUCGCUCCUCAGGCACCACCGGCUGCUUCACACCGGCGUCACCGCGAGGCUGCUCCCGUGGGCACCACCAGGGCCAAGGCCGGCGCGGAUGGCUUCGUCCGUGUGGACCGGGACUACGUGGCGCAGGCAGCAGAGCUGGCGCGGGCAGGGGGCUGCCAACACUUUGUCCUGCAGUCCUCCCGGGGGGCAAACCAGCACAGCCGCUUCCUCUACCUCCGCGUGAAGGGGGAAGUGGAGAACCUGGUCCAGGCUGUUGGUUUUGAUCGCUGUACCAUUCUCCGGCCAGCGGUGCUGCUGUGCAAGCGCCAGGAGUCCCGCCCCGCGGAGUGGAUGGCCCAGCAGUUUCUGCGUGUUGUGGCUCAGGUCUUCCCCACCGCUUACUCAGUGCCUGUGGAAACAGUGGCCAGGGCUAUGGUGGCCAGUGUGCUGCAGCCAGGCGAGGGGAAGGUGGAGGUGCUGGAGAAUGGGGCCAUUCACGAGCUGGGAAAGGCAGUGCCACAGCAGGGCACGUAG
Molecule: messenger RNA, 732 nt
Organism: Nipponia nippon (crested ibis)
Lineage: Eukaryota; Metazoa; Chordata; Aves; Pelecaniformes; Threskiornithidae
Source: RefSeq, a predicted model, not a curated record